Aegilops tauschii subsp. strangulata is the source of this 1120-nucleotide messenger RNA. RefSeq names its product putative lipid-binding protein AIR1. Lineage: Eukaryota; Viridiplantae; Streptophyta; Magnoliopsida; Poales; Poaceae. The record is from RefSeq and is a predicted model, not a curated record.
CAUUCUCUCGUCGAUCUCUCUAACCUUUGUCACAGCAUAGUCAUGGCGGCGACGGGCAAAACCAGCAGCACGGUGGUUGCAAUGUCCACCCUGGCUCUAGCGGCGAGCCUCGUCCUCCUCCUCGCCGUCUCCACAGAGGCGGCCUGCCCCAGCAAGAGCAAACCAACGCCGAGCGCACCGAUGGUGACGGGCGGGAGCGGGAGCGGGAGCGGCGGAGGUAAGUGCCCGGUGGACGCGCUGAAGCUGGGGGUGUGCGCGGACGUGCUGGGCCUAGGCGACGGGCUGACGAACCUGAUGGCAGGCUCCUGGUCGACGGCGUCGUCGGGGAAGAAGCCGUGCUGCGAGCUCGUCGACGGCCUCGCCGACCUGGACGCCGCCGUCUGCCUUUGCACCGCCAUCAAGGCCAACGUGCUGGGCGUCGUCGACGUCGGCCUGCCCCUCCAGCUCGGCCUCCUCGUCAACCACUGCGGCAGGAAGCUCCCGGCUGGCUUCCAGUGCCCUAACUGAUCAACCGAGUCCGUACGCACGCACGCACGAAUGGAACGUUGUUAAUUUGCUUGCUAGGAGUUAUACGUGCUGAGCGCGAAUUUUAAUUUUCUCUGUCUGUGUACUGGUCCUUUAAUGUUAAGUCGUGUUGUAACUGUUGACGUAUAAUGUACUGCCUAGUCUUUUUCAUCAGAUUGGUCUUUUGGUUGCAUUAGCUAGAGCAUGCACUUCUACAUUGUAUCAGAGCCAAGGUGUCUUUGCACUUCUACAGUAAUCGUAAUGACAUGUUCGGUGCUUGCUGCGUUAGACCUGUGAACGCCGUGCUUUCCGAAACGAAUUAGAAUGGGAUAUGGACGUUGCUGACCAAGCAGACAUUAUACAUGCAGCUUUACAAGUAUCAUAGUUCUGGCAUUGUCAGUAAAACAAGUAGCCGCAAAGUGCAUGCCUGGUUAUAAAAAAGAGUGAUUGAGAGGAAAAACUUAGUUUGAAAACAUUUGCAAAGAGUACCAUCGUCAAUUGAUCUGAAAUCAACACGAUACCCAAUAUUGUUUAUUACAUGGAUCAAUGCAUAGAUAUGCGCAAACUGGGAUCGAUUAUCUCGAUUCAGCAAACUACAAGACCAAUGUUUAUGACA